Molecule: messenger RNA, 2471 nt
Organism: Haliotis rufescens (red abalone)
Lineage: Eukaryota; Metazoa; Mollusca; Gastropoda; Lepetellida; Haliotidae
Product: proline-, glutamic acid- and leucine-rich protein 1-like
Exons: 16
Coding region: 29-2428 (799 amino acids)
Biological process (GO): rRNA processing
Cellular component (GO): nucleus
Source: RefSeq, a predicted model, not a curated record
UAUGUCCUGCUCAUGCUGAACUGUUAUCAUGGCGGAUUACAGGGACAACGUGGUUUCUGGAAUCCUAACAUUUACUAAAGAAGAUGGAAAUUCUUCAUUGGAUUCGCAUAACAUGUUGACAGUAAUAGACCAUCACCAACUGUUUGGAAUUCAGAAAGCGUCCUACCUGCAGGACACUAUUGGCCACAUACACAGCUGUUUAAACACAGCAGCCAGCAGACAUGACGGCCUGGUGCUACUGGAGAGAAUGGUCGCACAGUGUUCUACAGAAGUAUUUACUGCAAACGUCAACACCUGGUUCAAGCUUCUGUUGCAAGUUUUACAGUCCCACGGUGAUGUGACAGAGAAGCAGCAAUCUUGUCAGAUCAUGGCGGAAAUGAUCGCCACAUCAAGCAGCUUCCCCGAGAUAACCCGUGAGAUAUCGGCAUCCAUCAUCCCCAAACUGCUGCCUCCACUCCUGGCAGCAACAUCUGCUUGGCUGGAGGCGGCAACUCGGUGCAUCGCUUCGUGUGUCUCCUACUUCCCCGGACCCUGCAGGGUGUUCAGAUUGAAGAUAGAGUCCAUGUUGCUGCGUCAGCUAGAUCGGCCGAGUCCCAGCAAUGCUGGCGUCCGGUGUCUGGCUCUCCUGGCUCGACUAGGACCCAGUCAGGGGGCCAGACAGAUUGAUGGAUGGACGGAGAUGUGUCAACGCCUCCUGUCUUCUCUCAAUCACUGCCUGUCCUGUCUCUAUCAGGGCCUGGAAACAGAUGAAGCACAGACGUCCGAGGACAGCAUCUUCUCCUCUGCCCCCGACACAGAGCCGGGUAGAAGUAGUGUCCUGACUGCCCAGUUCAAGACACUCGGAGUGUGUCUGCAGACACUGCUUGGUGAGAAGCACACGUCUUCCGUGAAGAUACCGGCCCAGGACAUACUUGGGGUUGUGUGCCGAUGUCUCGCAGUCAACUAUAGAAUGCUGUUGGCACGCCCCACAACAGACAGAAUCCGACUGUUCUCACAUCUGCCCGAGCUGCAUAAGUCCAGUCUCAAUGUUCUCACUGCUCUGAUUAUGAGCUGCCGGAUGCAGUUACUUCCCUUGAGUGACCUCAUCAACAAGCUGUUCCUACAGAGUCUAGCCUUUACCCACCUGGAUCGGGUGUACGCCCUGGACCAGCCGCUCAGCAUCCCGAGGGAGGCGACGUACAGCAGCAUGACCCAGUGGCUGAAGGUCGUCGGGGGGUCGUGUCACCUGGUGACGGAGGAGAAGGACCUCGUCAAGGAGAUCCUGCAUGACGUCACACCUGUCCCAGACACACUCAAGCUGAAAGGCAGCCAGAAGUGCAACAUGGACCCACCUCCGACCAAGAAGAAGAAGCGCACUGGCUACCAAGAGUUGAGUGAAGGCAUCAGCUCAUACAAGAAGAUCUCCCCCACCGCCAACAGCGACGUCACCAACAGCGCCUUGCAAGUGCUUCAUCUGUUUGUAUCCAGGUUUGGAGAUGUUUUGAAGGACAAGAAUUAUCAGGAUAUCAUAGACAGUGUGGUGAGCACUGUCCUAGUCAUCCAACAGAACGUCUUGGACGCGCCAGUUCCGUACGGCAGUGCCGAGUGUCGUAGGGGUCUGUACAGAACGUUGCUGGCGUGUAGCCUGCAGACUCAUCCCAAGGUUGCAUCCCCGUUACAAGUUAGUUUGAUGCUGUUUCGGACGGGGCUCCAGGAUCCCAGUAUAGAGGUGUCAUACAUGUGCCAGGAAGCCCUGACAGUGUGUGAGUGCCUGGUGCACCCCCGGGCCCCCUGUCUGCGGGGACCACGCCUCACACAGACCACCCUCACAGUACACCGCACCACAGUGGUUGAAGCCGACCUAAAUGGGAACAACAUAGCUACAGACAGUCCCCAAGUAUCCAACACACACAGCUCCGAUGUACACACAAACUCUGUAACCAGUUCAGUGACUGACACCCAUAGGUUAGAAUCGGUAUCCUCAGGUCAUAACACUGUUGAUAAUUCACUGCAUAGCGUGUUGUCAGAGUCAGUUCCUAAAGAUUUGAAUAUAUCCUCAUCUAGUCUGCAUUUGACAAACAGGACUGCUCCUGAAAGUCCUGAGAGUGUAGUAGACGAGGGAGUGACCAGCAGUGAUGGAGUGGAUGCUGUUGAUGAUGUUGAGAUGCUGGACAAGACGCAUGGUCACGAAACGAGUGAAGAUAUCGGCAGUGAAAAGUCUAUGACACAGGAACAGGGGAGAUCAGAGUUGGAGGUGGACAAAGAGUUAUCUGCCCCUGUGUCAGGGACAGAGAUGGUGGAAGAUGUGGAGAGUGGGGAGGGGAAGGUGCUGCCAUCGGCAUCAAUAGAGUCAUCCCAACAUGUCGGUUCAAGCGAUCAGGGGAUAAGGAGUAGUGAGGUCGACGCCAUGCUGUUGAGCUUUGUUGACGCUGGACCAGACUCGGACUAAUCGGUGUCAGCAAAUCAGUAAUAAAGAGAUCAAACUGUUCAAA